Molecule: messenger RNA, 999 nt
Organism: Scheffersomyces stipitis CBS 6054
Lineage: Eukaryota; Fungi; Ascomycota; Pichiomycetes; Serinales; Debaryomycetaceae
Gene: CGR1
Product: Cgr1p
Exons: 1
Coding region: 1-999 (332 amino acids)
Biological process (GO): L-ascorbic acid biosynthetic process
Molecular function (GO): calcium ion binding; gluconolactonase activity
Source: RefSeq, a predicted model, not a curated record
AUGACUAUCCAGGAAAUUAUCAAGUUAGACAAACUGAACAUUUUCUUGCCUAACUACCGUGGAAGAUUGACUGAAGGUGUUACAUACAACCCUGCCAACGAUACCUUGAUAUGGGUAGACAUUAUUGUUGGAGAAGUUCACCGAGUAAAACUUUCUUCGGAGGCCGCAGACAAGGAACAUGAAGUCAUAAAAUGGGGUCAACUGGGAGAAUCUAUCGGGGCCAUCGGUUUGACCACCAAAAACGACGUGAUCUUGGUGUGUGGAAAGUAUGGUGUUGCCUUGGGUGACUUUACUACCGGCAAGAUCGAAUACUUCUUCAAGUAUCCAUACGACGUAACAAAGCAGCAGCGUUUGAGAUCUAAUGAUGGGAUUGUCGAUCCAUGGGGAAACCUCUGGAUCGGUGUCAUGAACGAUUUCCCAGUGACUUUCAAAGAAGGUGUACGUCCCGAAGGAAAGUUAUUCCGUAUUGACCACAAGGACUUGUCGAUAACGACUAUGGUCGAUGACACUUUGAUUGCCAACGGUUUGGCAUUUUCAGAAGACGGAAAGAAGUUGUUCUGGACAGACUCUCUCACUUUCACCAACUGGCAAUUCGACUACGAUUAUGCCACAAACACAUUAUCUAACAGAAGACCUUUUAUCGAAGCAAAGAAGUUCUUCCCUGACGAAGCCAGCCCUGAACCAGAUGGAUUUACGAUGACUAAAGAUGGACAUAUCUACCACGCGGUAUUCAGUACUAGUACUGUAAUUCACGUAGAUGCCAAUGCCCAAUUGGUGAGCAAGAUUCAGCUUCCAGCUUCCAGGAUCACCUGUGUGACGUCAGGAGGUAAGUACAACGACGAGUUGUUCAUCACUACGGCCCAUCUCCAAUUAGAUGAUUUUAAUGCAACUAUAGACCCCAAGGACACCAACGGUGACUUGGGUGGAUUCUUGUACAGGGUCAAGCUAGACAAGCCCGUCAAUGGUCAGAUUAAGAAUAUAUGGGGCGGUCAAGUAUGA